UUGCAGAAACUGCCUUCUCUCUCUCAGAGACCUAGCUCGAGACCCAGGCUUCUCCAGGAGAGUGAGGACACCAUGGCUCUGAAGUUGCUGGUCCUGGUUCUGCUGGUGCUAGGGUGUGUCCAGCCUUCCCUGGGCAAGGAAACGGCGGCUGAGAAGUUCCAACGGCAGCACAUGGAUACCAGCAGCUCCCUCAGCAAUGACUCCAACUACUGCAACCAAAUGAUGGUGCGCCGGAACAUGACCAAGGAUCGGUGCAAGCCAGUGAACACCUUUGUGCACGAGUCCGAGGCAGAUGUCAAGGCUGUUUGCUCCCAGAAAAACGUCACCUGCAAGAAUGGGCAGACCAACUGCUAUGAGAGCAACUCCACCAUGCACAUCACAGACUGCCGCGAGACGGGCAGCUCCAAGUACCCCAACUGUGCCUACAAGACCAGCCAGUUGCAGAAACACAUCAUCGUGGCCUGUGAGGGAGACCCAUACGUGCCAGUCCACUAUGACGCUUCUGUGUAGGUCUCUACCUGAGGCCAGAGAUGCCCCACCUCAUCCCCUCUCUCCUCUUGCUUCCUUGCCCUGCGGGCAAUAACUCAAGUUAGUUAGGCCUCUUAUGUACUCCCCUCCCCUAUGCACACACACAAACACAUGCUUCCCUGGCCUGAGAGUUAAUUAGGGCUCUUAUCCAACACACACCUGCUCCCCUGGCCUGAGGCUUAUCCCUGUGUGGUUUGGGGGGUGAGGAGUGGGUUGUGAGAUGCGGCCCAUGUUAACCACUUCACUGAGUCUUUCAAUAAAAUACAGUUGCA
Messenger RNA from Hippopotamus amphibius kiboko, 800 nucleotides. RefSeq names its product ribonuclease A family member 1, pancreatic (gene RNASE1). The record is from RefSeq and is a predicted model, not a curated record. The transcript has 2 exons. NCBI's taxonomy places the organism in Eukaryota, Metazoa, Chordata, Mammalia, Artiodactyla, Hippopotamidae. Gene Ontology annotation, molecular function: nucleic acid binding; RNA nuclease activity. Bases 73 to 510 code for a protein of 145 amino acids.